AUGGCGACAGCACGCCUCCUCCCACGUCCACUGCGCUUGCUAUCUACCCUCCGAACAAACCCGUACCCACCUCGGCGCACUUUCAUCUCCAUCCCCGACCCCACCAAGCCGCAAAUCCUAACCGCCUCGCGCCGCCUCCCCUACGACCACGAGCGCCUCUACGACAUCAUCGCCGACGUCGAUUCCUACGUGCGCUUCCUACCAUACUGCAAAGUCUCGCGCGUAACACGCUGGACCGACCCCAUACCCACACCAACGCCGUCUUCUUCACCCAAUUCUUCGUCUCCCGGCAACCCACACACCACCACCACCGCCCGCCGCUGGCCCACCCAAGCCGACCUAACCGCCGGCUGGGGCGGUUUCGAAGAGACCUACACGAGCCGGCUAUUCUGCGUGCCCACACUCGGUAUCGUAGAAGCUAUAAGCGGCGACGCGCGGACCGAGAUCCCCGCCUCCUCGCUGCGCAGCCACGGCCUCACAGACCCCGGGCCGGACAUCGGCAGCCGGGGCGUAUUCAAGAGCCUAGUAACGCGAUGGACGGUAGUCCCGGCUCGCGACGCGGUCCGCCAAGAACGCUUCCAGCAUGGCUGGAGUGACGUCCGGCUCACGAUAAAGUACCAAUUCGCGAACCCCUUGUAUACGGCUGUGAGCUCGGCUGUUGCCGAUAAGGUCGCGGGCGUUAUGGUGGAGGCGUUUGUGCAGCAGGCCCAGCGCGUGCUGAAGGAGACUAGGAAUGAUCCGGGGGUCGUGCGGUGA
Molecule: messenger RNA, 756 nt
Organism: Daldinia childiae
Lineage: Eukaryota; Fungi; Ascomycota; Sordariomycetes; Xylariales; Hypoxylaceae
Product: Coenzyme Q-binding protein coq10, mitochondrial
Exons: 1
Coding region: 1-756 (251 amino acids)
Biological process (GO): cellular respiration; ubiquinone biosynthetic process
Cellular component (GO): mitochondrion
Molecular function (GO): ubiquinone binding
Source: RefSeq, a predicted model, not a curated record